Amoebophrya sp. A25 is the source of this 1104-nucleotide messenger RNA. NCBI's taxonomy places the organism in Eukaryota, Dinophyceae, Syndiniales, Amoebophryaceae. The record is from the annotation of a GenBank genome assembly.
CUGUCCUUGAAUCAAGGGGCCACAUCCAUGUUCAGGCUCCUUCAUGAUCCUCGUAGUGAGUAUCUAUUCAAGACAGUCCGCCUCCAAUAUUGAGUCCUUUUUCUAGUGCGAUGACCUGCAAUGAUGUGAACACGAGAAAAAGUCUUGAAGAUUAAGCUCUGGUAGUAGUAGUAAGCAUGGCUUUUAUGUGGUAGAUAUAUCGUUACGUCAAGUCGAGCUUGCUCUCUCACUAAGACUAACUAACUAACUUACUAACUAACUAACUAACUAACUAACUAACUACUUAACUAACUAGCGCUAAAAAUCUACCAGAAGCUAUAUCCUUUUUCCUUAUGAUCUAAGAUCUUCUCCCGCGUGGCUUCCUUGUAACUAUAUUAAUUCGUCCAAAAUUGUGCAUCGAGAAAAGCUCUAAUGUUUCCACCGCAAAAGAAAGCGUCUGGGUCUGCGGCGGAGCAGGGGUCGAUUUUUGGCUUCGGAGAGCAAACAGAGGAACAAACAGUGUUUCCUCCGCCAACGCCUGCGCUGUCGAUUUUCGGCUUCGGAGAGCAAACAGAGGAGCCUUGUGGUGAGCCACUGCCCGAGUGCGAGAUGCAAAUUAUGGUCUUCUGUGGUAAUAAUAAUAGUUCUACUGGUCUUUCUUUCUCUGGACUAUGUUGUAAGCUUUUUCUCACACUUGACCAAGUUGGCCCGCUGAACAAGAGCUGACUGAGACAUAUUGCGGUUAAUAUUGAAGGGCUUAUAGUUACUCGAAGCCUUGAAGUAUUAAGCAAGUAUAACAAAUUCAAUAACUACCGAGUAUGACCCAUGAGUACUAGAUGCGCGUAGCUCUGGACCAUGAUGACCAAACAAGCCAGCAGGAACUAUGUGACUAAAAAUCGCUGUACCUACAAGAAGGCACCGACGAGCUACUAAACACAAUUAGCAACGCCUCGCGCUAGGCGCUGGCGCAUCAUCAUCAUUACCAGCAUCACCAUCGCCAUCAGCUCUAACCACAGCCCCUUGCAGGACCAUCCUGGCGAUGAUAGCGAAUCUUGCGCAGGAGAAGACGGGGACGACACCACACUGGCUGGAGAGGGCGAAGGAGAUGAACACGAACAACAGUAG